Molecule: messenger RNA, 725 nt
Organism: Osmerus eperlanus (European smelt)
Lineage: Eukaryota; Metazoa; Chordata; Actinopteri; Osmeriformes; Osmeridae
Gene: fam32a
Product: family with sequence similarity 32 member A
Exons: 4
Coding region: 79-417 (112 amino acids)
Cellular component (GO): nucleolus
Source: RefSeq, a predicted model, not a curated record
ACGUCGUGUGGCAAUGGAUAUCAUCAGCCAGUCCAUAGACAAUAACAACGAGAAGAAGAUCUUCCACAUCGUUACAAGAUGUCGGAGUACGCGACGGUCCAGAAAGGCGCUUUGAAUUUGAAAGGACUGGGCUCCCUUUCAGCGGGGAAAAAGAAAAAGAAGAAGGACAAGGAGAGAAAGGAGCGUUUGGAGCAGGCCAUUGCUAACCAGAAUGAAGAGGAAGAAGCCAAGAAGGGAUAUGUUGACAAGCGAACACCAGCCCAAAUGGCCUUUGAUAAGAUGGGUGAAAAAAGGCAAAUGGAACGGAUUUUGAACAAAGCAUCCAAAACUCACAAACGCAGAGUUGAGGAUUUUAACAGACACCUGGACAAACUGACAGAACAUUACGACAUCCCAAAGGUCAGCUGGACCAAGUGAGAAGCAGCGCUGGACUUUUCCUUUUUCCGAUGUCUCCAAUUUACUUUUUACUUUUUUAUGGUUUUGCAUUUGGAGACUUGGUGAAAAGCUAUCAUAAUAUGAGUAAUACAUUGUACAUUUAUAGAACUUAGCGUUAAAGUGUUCUUGCUAUUUGACAAUUUGAGCGAAUAUGGGUACACUGACAAAUUGUCUUUCAGUUUGAGAUUUGGUUUGUUAUUUACAAUUGAAUACAUUGGAUAUAGUUAGCCAAUAUACCUUAUAUCCCCAUUUUGAUGCCAUGUAUGUAAUAAAACUUUAAUUUUAAUGUU